Molecule: messenger RNA, 5105 nt
Organism: Stylophora pistillata
Lineage: Eukaryota; Metazoa; Cnidaria; Anthozoa; Scleractinia; Pocilloporidae
Molecular function (GO): GTPase activity; GTP binding
Source: RefSeq, a predicted model, not a curated record
AAACGUCGUAUUCCUCGAACAGAAUAUAGGUUCAAGUCCCUCUGCAUCCCCAGAAAUCAUAAGCACAGAUGACAGUCCAGUCCGCGACGAGGAAAUGAGAGGCAAUGAGGUAGAGGAGAUUUCUUGUACUCAUGAAGAGGAUGUUUACUCUUCUGCAGAUCAGUUGUUCGAGGGCUAUGGCAACAAUGCAACGGACCCGAUAUAUCCUGGAAACAGCCACUCAAGUUCAGGAGAGGUCGACAUGAAAAUUGAGGGUGACGCCCAAGCAGAUGUGACAACCAAUUUUUUGAGUGAGAAAAUCUUUAGACCAAAUGAAACAAGAAAAAUAUACCUGGUGCAACCAGCAGACGUCGCAAGCAGACGUUCGUCAUUUGGAUGUGAUCGCACUGAAUCACCAAAUGAAAAUGAGAGUUCUUAUGAUACAGAUGCCAAUUUGGAGAGAAAAGAUGCUCCUGAUCGAAGACCUGUAGCCAAUCCAGCUACAUUCUUGCUAUCUGACUUGGAAGAAAAGUCUGAAACUGGACAAUUAUAUGAACACUAUACAAACUAUUCAGCCAUGCAGGUUCUUGACAAGCAAUGCCAAGUAGAACUCUUACAGGAAAAUUUCCGGAAGUAUGAAUCAAGGGAAAGCCAGACCUCCUUUUUGAACGGUGCUACAAAUAAGGAAUGUCAAACUAAUAUGGUCAGUGACUUACCUAAUCUAAGAGGAACAUUGCAAAACCAAAGUAUCGAAUGUCAAACGGAGGUACCUACAAAUUGUUGCGUCAAGUGCGGAGGCAUAGUUCAAUCAUUCGACUUCCAAGAUAAGCUAUCUAUGGAAUGCCGAUACACUAACAGAGAAUCUCGUACCAUUUCCGAAGAUGGAAAUAUUUCAACGUCAACAAAACAAUGUCAGACAAGUCCAUCAAGUGAAGAUCUUUCACAAUUACUGUUUCAUCAAAGUAGUGCCACGAUUAUCGGAAGUAAAGCAGUUAGAGAAAUUUCCUUUGAAAGCAAGGGAUGUCAGACAUCUGAGAAGUGCCUUUUGUUAUCCACUAGUGGAGCAGAGGUCUUUCAGGUGUUACGAUCACAUCAUCAGGUUGACGUUUCGGACAAAGAAAUGCAAACAUCAUCCGAUGUUGUGCUCGUAUCAUCAUCAGCCCAGUGCGACAUACUUCCCUUCACUUGUGUUGGUGAAUUAGCUGCACGAGUAAACGAGACAUCACGGCUUGUUUCCUUCGCUACAAAAGAGUGUCAAACAGUGCAUGACCUUGAACUUCUAUUGGCGACGUCCAAACAUUGUCAGACUUUUUCUUUCGAAACUACAAGCGCUGGGAACGAAAGUAAACCAACAAUCGUCAGCAAAGGAUGUCAAACUCUCCCCGUCGGUCGAACCGAGUCAAAGGAAUGCCAGACAAUGGACGAAAUAGCAUUGGACAUUGCUGAUGUUACCAGAAGCUCUAAAGGUGAUCAAAGCAUCAGUCAUACCAGCGUAGAGUGCCAAACAAUUUCUGACUCAAUCACUGAGCUUUAUCAUCCAUUAUGGGACCGUUCUGAGACGAUGAAAGUGGUUGGUGAUGAGCCGAGAAACAAGUCUUCUGACCCUCUUAAUCGAAAUGAGCUUACUAUAAGUUGUGAAAACAAAGGAAGUCAAACAAAGCCUGAGAGAGUUAUCCUCCUUACAUCUUCAAAACUCUGCCAGACGACAACUUUAGACACAGCUGUGGCCUGUGAGAAUAAAGAAAGCCAGACGCAAUUGGAUGACGAAAUCCUCUUAAUUUUGUCAAAAGCAUGCCAAACGACACCAUUUGGUUUGGACGAUACGGAUUCGAAGUCUUCCAUUGAUGGGCCAAUUGGUUCUCAAGACUUUGAAUUAUCUCUUGCUGCAAGCAGUGAACCGCAAUUAGAGAUCUCCAGUCCGUCAAAUCAGAUGGCAUCCCGCCAUCGUCCAGCCACUUAUGGCAAGAGCCCCGACACUACCGAGGAAUCCUUUAUGGAAUUUCAAUUGUUCCAUGGAAUGGACGAAACAGACCUUUGCAAAAGUAAAGCUGUGGAACCACUUUCGCCAGUAGGCUCUUCUGUAGUUGUAGAUUUCUCAGACAAAGGCUGUCAAGCCAUGUUGUGUGAUUGUGGAAAUUGCGCUGAACAACAUCCGCUCGUGAGCAAUUCUACUGAAGUGUCAAGUGAUCUUGAGAGAGGGGCGGCUAUGCGAGUGUCAGAAGGUAUGCAAAAGGAACAAGCAAGUCUCAUCAAGCAGCUGGAUAUGCUCAGGGAUAUGAAUCAGAAGCUCAGAGAUGACAAGGAUGCAAUCGAGGCUGCACAUCAAGCGAUGCUAAUGGCUAAAAAGGAAAGAGGAUAUGGCAGUCUCAGUGAUGAGAUUGAAGAAGCCGAGAAAAAGACCAAAGUUUCACGGCAAGGUUCCCAGAUGUCCAAGUAUGUGAGAAAGAGACGUACCCCAGGUGCGGAGGACACAUGGGGGAACCAAGGCUCCGUGGGAUCGUUAAGUGAAGAGGAAGUAGACGGACCUAAUAGUGACUCCGCACGACCUCCCGCCAGAAGGCGAUCUAAACGACGCGAUAUGAAGAAACAGGGCUCUGUUUUGCAUUCGUAUUUCCCAAAUACAGGUUCUGGUAGUCAAAGCUCUGUGUCCCUCCCCGACUCCAUACGAGAAGAGGCUGAAUUUGACGGAGACCCAACCCUUGAACUCAUCUCUGAUGAAAAGCUGAAAGAGGACGAGAGGCCAGCUUGGGCCCAAAAGAUACUGUCUUGCGUGCAACCUAAAGAACUUGUCGAAGAAGAGAGAGAAGAUUCACAAAUGAGGGCAAGCGACGAAGAACUCGAAGAGGACGUGUUCAGAACAAGAAAAACUGAGUUGAUAUCUGGGGCUGCCACUAACAAGAUAAAGAAAGGCAAAGAUGACUCUGACAUGUCUUAUUCUGAGGGAAUGAGCGGGGAAACUGGCAGUGAGACAGACGACAGACCAAACUCCCCGCGCGCUGCGCCUGUCGGAAAGGACAAUGAAAUGAGUCGAGUAGGAUCACAGGACAUGAGUGAAGCGGGUGUAUCAGCUGUUAGUGAACAUGCCACACCAGAGAGAGUGUUCAAAGUGGUGUUUGUUGGCGACUCUGGUGUAGGAAAGUCGAGUUUUAUCCACCGGUUUUGCCAUGACGCUUGGAGACCUUCAUUCACUGCAACAAUAGGGGUCGACUUCCAAAUCAAAACGAUGAAUAUAGAUGGCAGAUGUAUCGCACUGCAGCUCUGGGACACUGCAGGCCAGGAGAGAUUUCGAAGCAUCACAAAACAAUACUUCAGGAAGGCAGACGGAGUGAUUGUGUUUUAUGACAUAACCAUGGAAACGUCGUUUCUGAAUAUCAAAAACUGGAUGAUAAGCGUGGAGGAAGGAACGGAUGACGGCACAGCAAUCAUGAUUGUUGGUAACAAGAUUGAUCUGGUAGAGGAUGACACCCACCGAGCAGUGCAGAGUCAGGAAGGAAAGAAGUUAGCUGAGGAAUAUAAAGCCUUGUAUUCUGAGACAAGCGCUAAAACGGGGUAUAAUAUCCCAGAAUCCAUGGCGGAAUUUUCCAAAAUGCUGCAAGUAAGGGAAGACGAAUUAAUGCAGAGUGUUUUGAAUCUCGUGGAAGAAAAACCUGGGAAAAAGAAAUGCUGUAAAUAAUAGUUCUUGGUGUCGUGUCGUCAGGUAUAAGGACCUUCGAUUCUUACUAAGAUCAGACUCCAUCCAUGAUGAAGUCAAAUCCUUGUCCCUUGCUGGAAUGUACAAACGAUGAUCACCUGACUAUUUCUCAGUCGCAGUUGGGGAACAUGACCCAAUUGGAACCAAGUUCAGUAUUGGUAGAGCCUCGGCGAAGACAAUUGACUGGUGCUGAAAGCCGUUGUGAAUCGCUAUGAGAAGCCAAAGUACUUGAUUGGAUGCCAAAUGCCAGACCAAUGAUCGUUUUGCCUCCUUUCAGGGACAAUUUCUACGCAUGUUAGCUCUUCGUCCCGCCACACUUUCGUGAUGUACAAAACGAUAAAAAUGUGACCAUCUCCAUUACGGAAACCAAGGGAAAAAAAUGUCCAAAUUUGGUAUCAAACCACGACAAAAGACUAAUGUUUUAUUUAUCUAAUAAGUAUUAUAAUUAUUUAUAGUGUAACUUAAAAUAAGCAAUAGUAUAGAUAUCGACUAGAACAAAUUGAGGAGGUAAUAGCGUUGUACGUUUAUAUUUGUAAAGACGAAUGUUGAAAACGUUUCGUUUGUUGAUUGUUCAUGACGAUCUUAUUUUGUUAGGGUCUUAGACCCCAAAAAUAAAUUUCUGUCUACAAGUGCUGGAUAAGCCCGCAAGGGGCUAUAACCAAAGAAAGUGAUAGUGAAUUAUUGUGCAAAUCAAGUUGUCAUGGAGGAAAGUCGAGUUUAUUUAUGUUUAAUUUAUGUUUUUAAUUAUCUUUUCAUUAGAGAGCUUUUCAAGUAAGUGUUAUGAAAGCAAAACCAAAGCAACCUCAACAGCCAAUCAGAAGCAAGGAACAUACUUUCAAGAGCCAAUGAGAGUUCAAAUUAGAAUUGCACAGUUAAAUAAAAUCUCGCAUUCUGAUUGGUUAAUGAAGCGAAGAAUUAGCAUAGAAUUACAAGGUGAAAAUGAAGCUAAGUUGUACUUUUUUUCACAUCUUUAUAGACAUAACUAUAGUCGAAUUAGAGCAGUACAACUGCAAAAGUUUUUCUACAAUGGCAUUUGAAAACGUUUUCUUUGUUUUCUAGCACUUGAGUUUGUUUGCAAGUAUAGAGCUGUUAUGUAUCCGAUAAAUUAGCAAAGUUGUACAGAUUUUUGGCUGUGCAUUGUCUUAUUUGAGAAAUUUCAGGACAUAUUUGCAAGGGGGAAAUGUAAAUCAUAAUAUUAUUUAAACCUCAGUUUAAGAGCAAUUUUUUUCUAUAGGAGAGUUGAAUGAGGUGAGGCUGGUUUUGGGGGAAAAUAGAAUUCAGUUUAGUUGGUUUGAACUGAAAAACUUUGAAAUGAGAGAUAAAUUGUCAUAUUUUCUAGCGUUGCGUUCUGUAGAUAUAAAUUAUUCCGCGGGGGUGUAUCUUCGAUAAGGAACAUCAGUAAGAUCACAAUAAAGAAGUAUUUUAAAUUAAAGUC